AUGUCUCCUUCAACUCCACUACGUAUUGCUCCUCCCUCUCCCCUAGCUUCACACGCCACAGGUUACGCCCCCAAUACCUCCCACACCCCUCUUUCAUCGACGUCGCAAGCUCUGCCGGCCACGGCAAUGUCAUAUGCCAUGGUGACUAAGGGCAACAAUACGCCUACUUUCCCCUCGGGAGUUUUUCAACCUCCGGUAUCACGGACCCCGCAGCAGACACCGCUACCGCAAAAUGCUCAACAACACCACCAACAACAGGGUAUCGCAAUGCAGUCAGGAUUUCAUCCACCUCAAUCUUUUCGUCCGAAUCCCCUCCAACCCCCUUUCAGCCCUUCGGGUCAACUGACGUCGGGAGCCAGCUCCUCUACCGCAAAACCCUGGCAGCCAGAUGUUUAUACCCUUCCCUUCAUACCGCAUUAUCUGCAGGCUAUCAAUACACUCCCCGCUGUGCUCGUCGCUUCUCUCCCAGCACCCUCGAUUCCUUACCACUCCUUCAUAUCUUCAUUUUGCGGUUCAGCAUUUUUAAGGCCUUUGCUACCCGCUCCUAUUGUCCCACCAGUGCCGAGCACGUCUGUACUUGUAUCAUCGUCGGACCUCACGCCAACAAUAUAUUCCGAGUACUUUUUCAAUCUGCUAUCUUGCGAGGUUUCGGCGCAACAUAAGGAAUUUCGGAAGUACGACCUUUUCAAUGUCCCGAUUUAUAUCCAGGAACCAACACAGAGCCUCUAUAGGCUUGUUGUUCCUGGUAUCCGGGAAAAUAACCCUCCAGUGCAGUUAGGAGACGUAGUAAAGCUUAGACAAGUCAGACAACCAGGAUACAUGGGGAUGGGAAGUACCUUCACCGGAUAUCAGUACGACGCCUGCAUUUAUGGUAUGGAUAAAACUGUCGGAUACAUUGUUCUUAGGGUGGAUCAUCUGGUGCUUGAAUCAGGACGCUUCAAUGUUUGUUUCGUUGUUCAGGAGAAGCAAUGGACUGGGGCCACCAGAGCCAUUGAGGACCUGGGAGCGGAGCUCAGGGGAACUAGCUCCAAGGAGGUAGCUGGGAACCCGGCUGAGGGCGCUAAGGUUAACGGAGCCGAGGCAAAUAACAGGCCUGGGGUAUUUGUAAGGCGAAUGCUGUUCCCCGAGAAGGAAGAUGGGAUAUGGCAGACGACGCUUAGUAGGGGAAUUUUUAAACGGCGGUGGUUUGAUGGGGAGCUGAAUUAUGAGCAGCAGGUAAGAGUAGCUUUUCGCUGGGCAGGAUCACGAACCGUUCUUUCUUUCUUUGCUCUUUUUUCCAUGGCUGUAUCAUAGGAGGGUGAAUCUGUGUGUUGGUAGAUGAAUUGUACUAUGAUCCGAUUUUUCUGUGGAUGGUGCAAGGAAUGACGGACUUGCCCUGGCUUAGACUGUUUUUUUCGAAGGAAAUAUGGAAGUAGAGGAAUGGAGGAAGAAGGCUAAAAGUAGUGAUGUUACAGAAAGCGGUCGAUACCAUUCUUCAGCAAAAUUACGGAAACGUUCCAUACCUGAUCUCGGGGCCUCCAGGAACAGGGAAAACGAAGACUAUUGUGGAAGUGGGUAUGGGCAGAGUUUUCAUCAUCCGAUUAUAAUUGUGCUUUUUAUUGGACAGGGAGUGCAGGCUGACCAGGGUGCGUUCAUUUCCCCUUAGCAUUGCAGCUCAUCUUCACACCUUCCAAUCCGAAGCAUCACAUCCUCCUCUGUGCGCCGUCGCAGGAGGCAGCAGAUACCCUGGCCUUGCGUUUGGUUCCGUAUCUGAACCCUAGGGUUUUGUUUCGUCUUCAAUCCAGUACCAGAACCUUCCCUGAGGUGCCCUCUGAAUUGUUGCCUUAUUCUUACAUAGCGAAUGAUAUGUUCUCACUGCCAGAAUGGAAAAAGCUCAUGGGGUUUAGGGUGGUUGUCUGUUCCACAAGAGAUGCAGAGAUAUUAGUAGAGGCUAGGUGUACUAACAGGGAUUUGGCAAGGUGGGAGAAGAGUGUUUUUGAUUCGUUGAGAGGAAUUGGAGAUGAGAGCGAUGGCAAUGACACAACGGCCAGUGGAGUGGUGGAGAAAGGGCAGAUCGUAAAUGUUCAUUGGACAGCCCUGCUCCUGGAUGAAGCGGCGCAAGGUAUCGAACCGGAGGUUGCAGUUGCAGUUUCUGUUGUAGUACCCCCGGAGGAAGCUAGCAUUGAUAGGCCAAUUUUUGUCAUGGCGGGUGACCAGAGGCAGUUGGUGAGUAAUUCUUUGUGGAUAAUGGAGAUUUUUAACAGUAGGUGUCUGGCUAACACGGGGUAACCCAGGGGCCAAGAACCGUCAGCAGGGCACCACAACUUGAUAUGAGUCUGUUCGAAAGGCUUUUCUUACGAGAGCUCUACAGCCAGCAUCCGCUGGCUAGGCAAAGCUUUACGCAUGCUUAUGAACAGAGCCCCAGGAUGUGGAGUGCGGAGAGAAUUCUAGAGAGGAAAAAGGCGCUGCUGGUACGUUCCAUGGGUCGCGGAUUUCCCUUUUAUGAUAUUGAUUACAACCUAGCCAUAUCUCCGCCCGCCGUUCACAAAUUUAAUUCGGAAUUACCGCUCUCACCCAGCAAUUCUGGCCGUACCAAGCGCUCUCUUCUACAAUGACACUCUGGUCCCUGAAGCAUCAAAUACGGAUUAUCUAGAGGGGUGGUCUGGAUGGAAGGGUAGGAGAGGGAUCCCCGUGAAAUUCUGUCUUAACGGAGGGAUGGAUGAAUGGCAUGAAGAAGGGGUCUCGUUCUACAACCUCCGCGAGAUAAAAAUUGCCUGCAAUAUAGCGAGAGACCUUGUUUCAUCUGGGCUCCUUGCGCCCCAUGAAAUUGCCAUCAUGGCACAAUUUAGGGAGCAAAUUCGGCGUUUAAGAAGAGCACUUCGGUCACCUAUAUACAAUCUCCGAGACGUGAAUGUCGGCCCUAUUGAGAGUUAUCAAGGUAGCGAGCAUAGGUUUGUUAUAAUUUGCACUACUAGGUCUCGUGAGCGUUUUCUAGAGGGAGACCUUGAAAGAGGCCUGGGCGUAAUCUUUGAAAAUAGAAGAGCUUGUGUGGCUAUGACACGGGCAAAGGAGGGGUUGAUCGUCAUUGGGAAUCCCUGGAUUCUGGGGAAAGAUCCCGUUUGGAGGGCCUGGAUGGGGUUCUGCUGGCGGCACAAUUCUGUGGAGAAAGAUCUUUUCGAAGACGAAGAGCCAGAUAAGGCCCUCAACCCCCAAGCGAACGAGAAUGACGUGAUGCUUGGGCACGAAGAUUCCCAACCAAAUAGGGAAAAUCCAUCACUCUCGAAUAGCCAUUCAAAUCACACCAAUGGAAAGUUGGCAGCGACAAUGGAGCUGAAAGUCAACAACUGGCAGCCGCCCGAGGAUGAGAGAGAGACGCCACAGUAUAUCAGUCGUUUGGAGACCGGUUUGGUGUAUAGAUCCAGAGUAAAUAAUGGCUAUACUGGUGCUCUUGGGGCUGUCCAUGGCGGUUUUGACGAGGAUGAUCCAAUGUGGACUGCAGGAAUUGUGGCGGAGGAAGCAGUGAGAGGGGGGGUCGGAAAUGGAGAUCUACUGGGUGAGUAAACCAGUUAUAUUCUCACAUCUUGGAAUAACCCUUAGUAUCUUUAUAUCCUCCAUACGCUUCAACUCAUGUGCCUUUUUCUUCACUUCUUGGCUUGCUCCAUUUUUAUUUAUUUUUUUCUUCCGCAAUAAUUCGUGGCAUCCUUUUUCUACUCCAACCUUAUUUGCUGGUAUUCUACUACCCAACUUUGAUGCAGUUAUGCCGGGAGAUGAAAGGCAAAUAGAAAAAAGGGGAAGAACGAGCCAAAACUGCCGUAUCGCUUACUUAGAAAAGAAAAACAAUUUCUUUCGUUCUCCUAGACUUCGUUCUAUCAGGGAAGAUAGAACACGUCAUAUCUUCAUGCAUUGUCAUCUAACUCUCACGGUUUUUUUCCUUUUUUCCCAGGGGCUAUUCCUGCGAUACCCUCCUCCUAUUAUCCCCACUGUGCCAUGUGGCACCCAAUACCUUGCCCGCCUGCGGGCUAAAUCUGCCUAUCCAAUACUUUCCCCUAUAUCGAGAUGAGAUGCCCUUACUAACGACGGUAUUGGCGAUCCGUCCUUCCUGUGGGGGAUCUAUUGCACCCAAUACCCGAUCCCAACCCAAUCAUCCCGCCCAUCACUAUUUGCAUAAAUUUCGCUUUCAUCUUAUGAAAAAUAUUUUCUUGCACUGCAUCACACCAAAGGAAAAAUAAAGAAAGCUAGAAAACCGAAAAAGCUAACCUGACACACGUCCCAACUGCAGAAGCAACGGCAGGAACCGGUAUGCCGUGGCCACAACACCUCCUGGACAACACCCUCUUCGUAGGCGGGAGCUUGCAAGGCUUGGAUAAGCGGGACUCUAGUGAAGAGGGGGGAGUAGAAGGUGAAGGGGUUGAAGCGGCUGCGGAUGGGGAGCAGGCAGAGCCUGCGGCGAUAACAGGGAAGAAUAAAAAGGGCUUCACUGAAGUCAAGACCACGGAAACGACGCAGACGUCGCUAUUUUCGGCGGGGCCGGGGAAGUGGUGGGGGUGAGUGAGGUGGAGACUAGACUUUCCUGAUGACGGGUCACUUGCUUUUUUUGGGGUCCGUUCUUCCGGGGCGGUUUCGUUUCGUUUCUUCCUGUCUCUCUUUCUUUCUUUUGCCUUUCCUCUGUUUUCUUUUUUUCUUCUUCCCCAUUCCUCCUGGCUCUACUCAUGGAUUACGAUUACGUUGUGUCUAGACGUUGCAUGGCUUCUCACUCGCGUGUUUUCACUGUUAUACUGUUUAGUUAUUUCUUGCUUGGGGUUACCCCACCUUUAAUGUAUUUCCUUCCCUGUCCUUUUGCUUCCUUCCUUAUUUAUUGUCUUUCACAUCCCUACCUAUUCUCAUUCAUCAUUCGUUUGCUGCCGUUUCGUUCGAUUUGCUUCACUCCGGCGCAGCAGGGCAAGGGCGGCAACGUUUAUUUUAGCGUUGCAUUUGCGGUUUCUCUCCUCCAUUCGUCGAUUCUCUAUUAGUCUCAUUGUAUGGCAUGUCAUGUCAUGUAUGAUUGGGGGAUGUUCAGGUCUAGGGUUUUUUUUCUUCUCGUUCUCAGUGCUAGUUAAUGUAGUCAUGAAUGCUAAUCGUUGUUGCAACU
Molecule: messenger RNA, 5107 nt
Organism: Tuber aestivum (summer truffle)
Lineage: Eukaryota; Fungi; Ascomycota; Pezizomycetes; Pezizales; Tuberaceae
Source: the annotation of a GenBank genome assembly